Lutzomyia longipalpis is the source of this 3797-nucleotide messenger RNA. Its product is annotated as titin-like. The record is from RefSeq and is a predicted model, not a curated record. NCBI's taxonomy places the organism in Eukaryota, Metazoa, Arthropoda, Insecta, Diptera, Psychodidae.
AAGGCCUGGGUGCAAAAAGUGAGUGACUCUGGAACGAUCAGGCGGCUCAAAUGAAAGUUUUAUCCAUUGAAGAAAUUGUAAAUGUUUAAUUCGAGAUAAAAUUAAAUUAAAUUGCCUCUGCGCGAGAGUGAGAACGCGACAGUUUUUAAUGUGUCUUGGUGCUCUUGAAUUUGCUACGCAUCGAGAUGAAAAUCGUGAUGUUGACCAUGAACUCGAUGGGAUCAGUUGUACUGUGACCGUUGAGGUGUAAAGAUUGGGAACAAUAGAGAGUGCUCAAAGAGAAUUUUCCCUCCAAGUGACCACCAAAUUGCCGUGAGCGCGCGCGAGAGUUUUGAAUUUCCCGCCAAAAAAGGAAGUGCAUUUGCGGGGGUGAGGUGCACCACACACCCUCUUGUGCAAGGAGUCGUUGUGAAAUUAAGUGAAAGGAUGAUGGUGCAAAAAAGCUUGCUGAUAAUUUGUCUAGCUGCACAAGUGAUGGCUAGAGAGCCACCCGGGGGAGACAUUGAUAAACACAAUGGAGGAGACGAGAAUCCCGCCGCUAAGGUGUCCUACAGCUAUACCAUUGACAAUGCAGGCGAGAAUGUUCACGGGCACCAUGUCCUGGGGACGAGGGACAAUCUCAAAGGGAACUUCUACGUUCACUUACCAAAUGGGCAGGCACAUUCACACGUGGAUUACAUUGCCGAUGCCUUUGGGUACCAUCCAAUAGUGAGGUACACAACGAAGGGGACAAAUAGCCUGAUGAGUCAACAUUUUGCCAUCCACACGGCAAAUUUGUCCUCGGAACCACCAUCACAAUUGCCAAUUCAGCAUCCGGGCAAUCUUGAAAUUGUUGGCAUUGUGGCACCGCCGCAAUUUACCCACCCGGAUCGGCAACAAGUGGUGCAAUCCGCCCCAGUUGAUGAUAUACCCCGCACCAUACUCUUUCCGGUUGCCUCACCUUAUCCAAAUUACCUUAACACCCCUCCGGCGGAUGUGGAUUUUGUUAAUAUUAACCCAGGUGUGAGCUACCAAGUUGCUGAGCAGGAUAGCGAGGCCACCAGGGAGAAAACUGAGGAGGAAGGUAUUCAAAAAUUAGUUGAGAGUACACAGAAUUUGGUUUCCAAUCAAGACGUUCUGAGCAUCAAUGAAGCAGCUGAACCACCAAAAAUUCUCAAAGAAGCCCUCUUCAGUGCAACAAAUUCCACGGAGAAAGAAGAGAAGGAUUCCAGUGGUGAGGAUGCAGAAGGAAGUGAGAAACACUUCCAGGCAAUUCGUGGAGAUCAAGGACCAUUCCUUGAUCCAAUUGUUGUCGAUGACGACGAUGAAGAGAACAACGUAGCUGCGAAAGAAUACCCAGAUCAGGAGCCGAAGGAAGUCCGCAUCGUUCCAUCACGGGAAUACCUUCCGCAUCAGGAUGUCGAAACAACCCCGAAGAGCAUCAACGUUCAAAUCCUUGAUGAUCACAACAACGGACAAUUCCUCAAGGAGACCACCUACACAACGAGCACAACCCCAAUCCCUGAAUCACCGUCUCGGCAAUUCCUGAGACGCUUGAAAGGCAACCGUGGUCCAGAUGUGAUAACAACAACAACCAGCACAACAAGAAUCUCCUCAGGUGGGGUGUCUGAUAAAGUUCUAGCACCUAUUCAGGCAGGCUUGAGACUCUCAAACUCCGAAGAGGAUUGCGAUGAACCUGAACAUGGGAAGAAAACUGAGCUAACAACUCAGAAAACAAUUGUUGAAGUCCAGAAGAGCGUCAACGAAGAACAUUGUCAUAACCGAAGAAAAGAAACUCACAACAGAGCGACCUGUCUUUGGGGCAGAACCAAGUGUCGUAGUGGGAACUGCAACGUCCCAACGACGAUAGUUGUGGAGAAGCCCGUUGAUCGGAUUGUAAAACAAAAAGUCAUCGUUGAGAAGCCCGUUCAAGUUUUUGUUGAUCGCCUUGUCCCAACUCCGGUUCCCUUCCAGGUGACCGUUGAAAAGAAAGUCGAAGUACCAAAGGUGAUUGAGAAGCCCGUUCCGUACCCCGUUGAAGUGCAAAAGAUCAUCGAUCGCCCAUAUCCAGUUGAACGUGUUGUCGAAAAGAAGGUCCCAGUUCCGUAUCCUGUUGAUCGUGUUGUCGAAAAACCCAUUCACAUUACAAAGUACAUCGAUCGACCAUACCCCGUUGAGAAGCAUAUCCAUGUUCCGGUGGAAAAGAUCGUGGAGAAGCCUGUAACGGUGGAAAAGGUUGUACAGAAGGUUGUUGAUCGUCCUGUGCCAUAUCCAGUUGAAGUUCAGAAGUACAUCGAUCGACCGGUUCCCGUUGAAAAAGUCGUGGAGAAGGAAGUCAAAGUUCCGUAUCCCGUUGAAGUGAAGAAAUAUAUCGAUCGUCCAUAUCCAGUUGAGAAGAUCGUCGAAAAGCCCGUUCACAUACCAUAUCCAGUUGAAAAAGUCGUCGAGAAGAUCAUUGAUCGUCCUGUUGAAGUAGAGAAGGUUGUUGAGAAGGAGAUCCAAGUACCCGUUGAGGUUGAAAAGGUUGUUGAAAAGAUCAUCGAUCGUCCUGUUCCUGUUGAAGUUGAGAAGAUCAUCGAUCGUCCAUACCCAAUUGAGAAGGUCGUCCAUGUUCCCGUUCACAUUCCCUACCAAGUUCCUGUUCAAGUCCCCGUUCAGGUACCCGUGCAGGUUCCUGUUCAGGUACCAGUUCACGUUCCUGUACACAUUGAGAAGGAAGUACCCUACCCUUACCCUGUUCCCAUUGGAAUACCAGUACCUAAACAUAUUCAUCACCACGUUAAGCAUCAGUCAGUUGUUCCUCUGGUUCAUUACAAGGGUAAACCAUACUUCUUCAAAACACCCCACAUAAAGCACGUUCACCUGGAAGGUUUGCCAGUUAAACUGCAGAGUUACCCGUUAACGGCAACCUCAACAGUCCUUCAUCCAAUUGCUCAGGCCAGUGUUGUCAAGCAUAUUCACCUGAAUAGUCCAUCAUCGGUUAAAGUGAAUGCUGAUGCAUCCUUUUCAUCAAUCUACGGUCAUCCACCGCAGAAGUUGAAGCCCAUCUACGGUGUACCGGAGUUUUUGACUCAACAUGAUACUAAAACAACGCAGUUCAAUGUGAAGAUUAACGAUCCUGCACUAGAAGACUACUCUGGUGGACAUUUUGGAUACCAUAGCGGUGUAGGAGUUGACAGUUCAGCCCAUGCAGCUUACUCAACGGGGGUGAUCUUCAAGGACGACUACCACGGGCCAUUACCGCUGAAGACCGACUACUGGAGUUACAGCCUAAAUCAGCCACGUUUUAAGUAUCGACGUAACCUAGACUACUUAAAGAACAUUCGCUUGGAAUACGGGUUCAAGCCACCCCUCGUGCCAUCCCCCGAAAUUGAUGAGUUAGGCAAUCCAAUUAACAGGGAUGCUAAGGAGACCUAGCUCAUGGGAAUGAAUUUAAAGUAAUUCUAAUGGAAAAAGUUGGGGGAGUUUUCCCAUGCCAGUUGGAGAGUUUCCAAUAUUAGGAAAUUAAUAAAUGUUUAUAGCAAUGUAGUGGGAAGAAUGUCAUGAGACUGAUAAAAAAAAACUUACAAAUUUUUAAAAGAGAAGAAAAAUUUUAAAAAUGAUUUUAUUUUGUUAUUAUUUCAGUUUAUUUAUUAGAAGUUUUUGGAAGAAGCUGAAUUGUUUUUCUUGUUAUUCUCGAAGAAAAUUUGUUUAUUUAUCAAAAAGAAAAGAAGAAAAUUGAGAAAUUCUAUGCCAUUUGUUACGUUGUUUUACUAUAAGGGACAAACACAACCAAUUAAUCUUUGUUGUACAAUGAAUAAAAGUUUUGUGUAAGAUCA